Molecule: messenger RNA, 3371 nt
Organism: Styela clava
Lineage: Eukaryota; Metazoa; Chordata; Ascidiacea; Stolidobranchia; Styelidae
Molecular function (GO): zinc ion binding
Source: RefSeq, a predicted model, not a curated record
AGUUUCUAAAUUACUAUUUUAGUUUAAAAGUUUAGUAUACGUGUAUACUGCUGAUUGUUAGAAAUGUCUGCCAGUAUUCCAUCAACUGACGGCUAUAAUAUUGGAUCUUCGAGUGUAGACCUAGACACUUUAUCGUGUAUUUCAACAUUGACAUCGGAUCUUACAGAUGACGACCGAGCGGUUGAGAAGUAUGGAAGUUUGUUGCUUUGUCCCGUCUGUAAUCAGUUGUUGACACAUCCAGUUUUGCUUCCCUGCCAACACAGCGUAUGUUAUGGAUGCGCCAGAUCACAAAUUCUCGCCACCGAACUGGAGGAAAAUCCGAGCGACGUCACACUAAAUACCACUCCAUUGACAAGUCGUUCGUCUGCAUCGGACUUGAAACAACGCUCACGACGAUUGACGUCAACUCCAUCAGAGUCAUCUCUAAGUAGAACGCAUAAUGGAACCAAAAAUGGUUGUGAUGCUUCACCAUCACUUCGAAUAAGACCUGAUUCGUCUAUUUCGGAAGUUAACGGUACUCACAAUGAAGACAGUCAAGUCGAUACAAGCAAAUCCGAAAGUCAGGUGUCUGCUAAAAAGAAGUCGAACAAUCUUCGUGCUUAUCUACCCAAAUUCUAUUCAUCUCCUCGUGGAACAAACUCGACUGCAAGCAAACGCCAAGAUGCAAAUGCAUCAGCUGUUACUUCACAGACUAGUUUUCUGGCAUCUUCAACUCCAGAACCAAGGCCCAAUUCGCCCAACUUUUCACGACAAUCGUCACAACGAAGCAUACAGUCUUUCGAUCAUGAUCUGUCAGUUAAACGUGACUCAGUUCCCGACUUGCGAUUCGGUAGUCCGACACCCCAUCGUCACGGGUAUACUUCUCCAACAUUUACGCCCACUUCUGACGUAAUCAAUUCAUCAUCAGGGUCGCUGAGAAGAUCAACAUCAGCGUCAUUUAUAGCUGGACGAUCUUCACUCCGGAGCAGUAAACGCAGAGAUACAAACGCGAUUAAGAGAAGCAAAGUUUCCUCUUUAUUCUGUCCAACAUGCGAAGCUUCGGUUCAACUCGGAAAACUGGGAAUCAAAGGAUUAUUUCGUAAUUUUGCCCUUGAAUCAAUAGUGGAAAGAUUUCGAAGCGCUGCAAGAGCAGCUGAAGCCAUCAGGUGCGGAUAUUGUAAACCACCCGCCGCAGAUGCUACCAGAUCAUGUCUUGAUUGCAAGCUUAGCUACUGUAACCAGUGUUACAAGACUGUUCAUGUUUGGGGAACGAAGAAAGCACAACAUGAAUUCAUUGGACCGACGAGUAAUUUUUCCAGACCUAAGGUGAUGUUAUGUCCAGAACAUUCUAACGAAGCUGUGACGAUGUAUUGCAACAGAUGUCAACAUUCUGUUUGCAAAGUUUGUAAAUCUAGAGGAGGACAUUCUAAUCACCCAACUAUUUCUGUUAAAAACGCGUACAAAGAAAGCAAAGCACAGCUUCAUUCUUUGUUGGAUGAAUUAAGAGAAAAAGAAUUAGAAACUCAAGAUCAAAUUGAGAGAGUGGAGAGAGAUGUCAAAAUAUUGGCGGCUGAAGAAGCCGACGUACGUGACGAAAUUCACUCCGCGAUCGAUGAAAUGCAUAAAUUAUUAGAGAUAAAACGAACCGAACUACUGGAAUCUGCCGACAGAACAGCAAGGACAAAAGAAAAGGAUCUGAGACGAACGCUACAGAACUUGAAAGAUAACGUAUUAUACUCGAGUGUUAUGGCAUUCGCGGAAGAAGUUUUACUUGAAACAGAUCCAGCUUAUUUUCUACAAACAUACAAAAUGGUGGAAACUAGAACGAGAGAAGCUAUCAGUCAUUUGUCAAAUUCUGUGUAUGGUUCUCGUGAUACCGAAUCAGAUAAUUCUCAAUUUCGAAAUUCUUUCUACGUGGAAGAAUCUCCUCUGCGAUCAUUACUUCCCGUAUAUUUGGAUGCUGAGGAUAUGAAAAAUACAUUGGGAGCACUCGACUUUAUUAAAAAACCUGAUUCUCUUACCAAAGUUGAACUCAAAUCAAUACAAUCUGAAGGAAGUGUUAUUGCCGAUGACGCUGCAUUAAGGCCAACAGACAUAAAAUGGACCCUUGGCCACAAACUACAAAAAGCUGAUUAUUAUCAGAUUUCAUAUAAUAGUAUCCAGAAUGGUGUUGAUAAUCUUAUCGAAUCUCAUACGGUACCUGGCUUGGAAUUUCGAAUUCCACCUUCAAGUGAAAUUCUACAAGAAAAGAGCGAUGUUAACUUGAAAGUACGUGCCGCAAAUAAGGCUGGAGUUGGAUCGUGGAGUGAUGUAACGACAAUAGCAAGCAAAUUUUUACGGAGAGAAAAUUUCAAAUUGGUGCAAAAGCAGCUGCCAUAUAUUGCUACGAUUGAGUGGAAUGGAAAAACCGUAAAAUUGAAGAAAGGACAAAAUAUGGCGUCGUCUAUCCAAUUCAUUCCAUAUUUCGGAGAAGCAAGAUUUGAAAAUGGGAAUCAUUACUGGGAAAUCGAGGCUACCGGUGGUUCGGAUUUCCAUCUUCUAAUUGGUGUAAUAAGCAUAGAAAAUAUGGUUGAUGGCGAUGAAAACUCUCAAACGAAUGAUUAUGGAAUGUUUGACGAAAUGUUAACAAAGGCGAUUAUAAUUGGUCGGGGAAUGUGCGGCAUCGGCGAAUUUUCCGACAGCGCACCCAGCAGUCGACGAAGUUCAUUUUCCGUCGAGAACAACAAAAAAUCAAAAUCGAAACCUAAAAGAACUCCUUCAGCAUUAUCAGCUUUAAAACCUCUGAAAAAAUUGAAAAAUUCUCUCCUGCGAACUUCAAGUAUAUCAAUGAAUGACCUGAGCAUGAAAAGCGAUACAAGCAGAAUCGACUCACAAGAAAACGUCGUUGUCAAGAAUGGCUCUGAAUACCAGUCUACCAUCCUUAGAUCUCCAUCGGUAACAUCUCUGCCUUCUAUAUUAUGGCGCGAACGUUCCGAUCGUACGUUUGAAUCAUCGACAUCACGAAACGUGAGAGCUUUCGAAAGCUACCGGUACUUUCGUAUCGGAAUUGAACUUGAGUUUUCCGAAAUUGGUAAAAGCACAAUUUCAUUUACUGAUGUAUCGGGAUAUAAUUCGAUACCAAUGUACACUAUUGAAUGUAGCAACAACACGAGUUCUUUGAGCCCGUUCUUUGCUGUUUCGGGAAAAGGCAGUGUUAAUUUUCUCUAAGUAGUCGAAUUUAAGUAUAAUGGAGUCGUGUGCAAGUUAUAUUACAUUACACUAGUGCUAAACAUAUGGAGUAGAAAAAAAGUUGUUAAUUAUGCUAAUAGCGACAGAAUGUUCACAUAUUUUGACUGCAUUUUCUCUUAGAUUGUGUUGCCAAAUGCUUUAUUAAAAAUUCAUAUAUUAUACGA